Arvicola amphibius (Eurasian water vole) is the source of this 453-nucleotide messenger RNA. Its product is annotated as 40S ribosomal protein S23-like. Gene Ontology annotation, biological process: translation. Bases 1 to 453 code for a protein of 150 amino acids. Gene Ontology annotation, cellular component: cytosolic small ribosomal subunit; ribosome. The record is from RefSeq and is a predicted model, not a curated record. The transcript is spliced from 2 exons. Gene Ontology annotation, molecular function: structural constituent of ribosome. Lineage: Eukaryota; Metazoa; Chordata; Mammalia; Rodentia; Cricetidae.
AUGACAGUCAUUGCCAUGGAGACAAAGGUGGAGCUGACGUCUCUCAGCUGCAAGACAGGCAAGUGCUCUGGUCUGUGUACUGUCAAGAAGCUCUGUAGUCACAGAUGCGACCAGAAAAGGCAUGAUGAACAACACAAGAAAGCCCUGAAGACAAACCCUUUGAAGGUGCUUCUUACACAAAGAGAACUGUACCGGGAAGCCAAACAGAUGAAUUCCACUGUCAGGAGGUGUGUCAGGGUGCAGCUUAUUAGGAGCAGCAAGGUCACAGAGUUUGAGCCCAAGGGUGGUUGCUUAAACAUCACUGAGGAAAACCAUGAGAUUCUGGUUGCUGGAUUUAGUCCAAAAGGUCAUGCUGCAGGUGAUUUUGCUGAAGCCCAAUUUCAGUUUGUUAAAGUAACCAACGUGUCUCUUUUGUCCUUGUACAAAGGCAACAAGGAAAGACCAAGAUCAUAA